Molecule: messenger RNA, 701 nt
Organism: Rhincodon typus (whale shark)
Lineage: Eukaryota; Metazoa; Chordata; Chondrichthyes; Orectolobiformes; Rhincodontidae
Product: bromodomain adjacent to zinc finger domain protein 1A-like
Exons: 3
Coding region: 306-701 (131 amino acids)
Biological process (GO): chromatin remodeling
Source: RefSeq, a predicted model, not a curated record
CCAAUGUGUGGAGUGGCUGGGUGUGGAGUUCUACCUCUUGUGACGUCAGGAGCGUGCCGUUUCGAGUGGGACGCAGGCGCAGAGGUAGAGGGGAAGCAGACGGAGGGAGAAGCCGCGGUUGGCGAGAGGAAGAGGAAGCGGCGUUGGACGGAGCCGGUAAUAGUAGCUGAUCGGACUCCCCGGAACACAGCCUUCAAGCUCAGGGAGGAGGGGAAAGAGAGAUUUAAAAAGCCGACAAAUAUUCACCGGCCACUUCCUACCAGCAUACAUAGACACACCAGCGCUGUGCCUGCCCGAGGGAGGGGAUGCCGCUUCUCCAUCGCAAACCGUUCGUCAGACAAAAACCCCCGGCCGACCUGAAGCCGGACGAAGAAGUUUUCUACUGUCGGAUGACCAUCGAGAUCUUCAGGAAUUACGAUGACUUUUUUGAAAGAACCAUACUUUGCAACAGUUUAGUGUGGAGCUGUGCUAUUACUGGCAAACCAGGUCUGACUUACCAGGAAGCACUUGAGUCAGAAAACAAGGCGAGACAGAACCUGCAAAAUUUUCCUGAGCCAUUGGUGGUGCCCAUCCUUCACUUGACAACUCUUGCCUGUUGCUCACGUCUCCAUGAACUGUGUGAUGAUCUCUACGCUUAUACUAAAGAUCGAUACUUUGCUGGAGAGAUUGUGGAAGUAACCAGUAAUAGUGGUCUCAAGUAA